Molecule: messenger RNA, 2291 nt
Organism: Notolabrus celidotus (New Zealand spotty)
Lineage: Eukaryota; Metazoa; Chordata; Actinopteri; Labriformes; Labridae
Gene: smpdl3b
Product: sphingomyelin phosphodiesterase acid like 3B
Exons: 7
Coding region: 347-1735 (462 amino acids)
Biological process (GO): sphingomyelin catabolic process
Molecular function (GO): sphingomyelin phosphodiesterase activity
Source: RefSeq, a predicted model, not a curated record
UGUAAAAGUAAGCACUGAUUUUAGAAUAUAUGCUCAUGCACAUAAAAAUAGUUCUCAAAGGGUUUUGCCUUAUAUGGCAUUUUCAUAUUUGUUUAUACAGCUGUUACUUUCCGUUUUAUAUUGUUUUUGUGUUUGCACUUCUUUAUUUCGAAAUAUGUAGUUUAGCCAAUGCUGGGAAAAUAACAGAAGACAGAGUAUUAAGAAUUUCAUAUUACAGAAACGGACCACCCUCAGCCCAACGACGCGUCAUAGAUAGCUAUCUCAUCUUGCUUCACUUUUUAUAGUCUUACCUCUCGAUCCAGGACGGAAUUUUUGUCUGAAGUUUGCUUUCUUCCAAGACUUUGACAUGUCCACAGUAAGACUGCUCUUAACCUGUCUGCUGUUCAAAAAUGUUUUUGCGCUGUCAGGAAGCUUCUGGCACAUCACGGACCAGCACUGGGACCCAACUUACAACCUGGCAGGGAAUCCUGAACUUGUGUGCGCGUCAAGCGGCAAACGACCAGCUGCCAGUGCUGGAGUAUUUGGAGACUAUGCUUGUGACUCGCCAUGGCACCUUAUCAACUCGUCUGUGUAUGCCAUGAAGGAUAUCCUACCAGACCCGGACUUCAUUGUAUGGACAGGAGAUGACACACCACAUGUACCCAAUGAGGAUCUGGGAGAAGAAGCAGUGCUCAGCAUCAUCAGCAACCUCACUCACAUUCUAAACCAGGUGUUUCCAAACACUAAAGUGUAUUCUGCCCUGGGGAACCACGACUACCACCCUAAGAGCCAACUCCCUGCAACCCAAAACUACAUGUAUGACCAAAUAGCAGAAAUGUGGAAGGAUUGGCUGGAGCCAGAGUCCCAAAUAACUUUUAAAAAAGGUGGAUAUUAUACGGAAAAGCUUCUAGGUCGAACAGGUUUCAGGAUGCUGGUCCUCAACACUAAUCUUUAUUAUGACCAGAACAAGCUGACUGCUGACAUGGUGGAUCCAGCGGGACAGUUCAGCUGGGCAGACCAGGUCCUUACAGAAGCAGCUAAAAACAAAGAAAAGGUGUACAUCAUUGGCCAUGUUCCCCCAGGUUUCUUUGAGAAGAAGAGAAGCAAGCCAUGGUUCACGCCUGAAUUCAACAAGCAAUACGUGCAUCUAAUUCAGAAGCAUCAUUCAGUCAUUCUUGGACAGUUCUUCGGCCAUCAUCACACUGAUAGUUUCAGGAUGUUCUACAACUCAGACGGGAAGGACCCUUCCGUUUCUGCAGGAUCUCCCAUCAGCACAAUGUUCCUCAGCCCUGGUGUCACACCAUGGAAAACAACACUUCCUGGAGUCAUGGAUGGAGCCAACAACCCUGGGAUUCGUGUCUUUGAAUAUGACACCGACACACUCCUUGUCAAAGAUCUGGUGACCUAUUAUCUGAAUCUUACCCACGCUAACGCGGCCCGCGGACGCUGGGAGAAGGAGUAUCGCCUCACAGAGAGCUUCAGAGUACCGGACGCCUCCCCCUCCUCUAUGCAUCAGGUUCUGGAGCAUAUCGCUAAAGACCCCUGCUACCUACAGAAGUACUAUGACUUUAACUCCGUCAGCUAUGACCUGACUGAAUGUGACAGUGAUUGUCGCGUGGACCACGUGUGUGCAGCCAGAGAAGUAGACUUUCAGAGGUAUGAACAAUGUGUGGUAAAAGAAGGGGCAGCUGCCAUUUAUGGUGGGUUACUGCCUCUCCUCUCUGUGGCUGUAAGUCUGAUGAUGGCCAAUCGGUGAUGACCAUCAAAUUCAAAGUUAAUUUUGAAGCUUGUGAAUAAUAAAACUGAGGAGAAAUACUUAAAUUCCAGCAAAAGGACAUUGUGUAGUGUAAAUUUUUUAUGUGACAUCUAUUAGUGAGUCAUAAACUAAAUGUACUGAAGUACAAAAUCAACCUUUGGCCCAAGCAGUCUUUAGUGGGGCCUCCUCAUUGGUUCAUUGUUGUUUUAUGACUGAAUAUUUCAAUUCCAGUUAGUGGGAAAACUACUCUGAUGUCCAGGACCCAUCCACCCCGUAUCCUUCUCAUUUACUGUAUCUGUUUAAUAAAAUCAGAGCUCAUUCAAACACUUUUUAUUGCUUUAUUAGGAUUGUCAUAGCAGUUAACAUGUUAUAAAAUAACUUUACACCUACUUAUGUCCAUAAAACUUUGAAGUGAUGAGAUAUGUUCAAGAAUUCAUCAGAUAAAGUUGAAUUAUCUGGGUUCUGUGACACUUGUACUUAUCCUGCAACACUGUAUAACAACUUUAUGAGUUUAAAGUUACUGUCUGUUAUGGAAAAUAAAUUGAUGCUCACUGGA